Messenger RNA from Oncorhynchus gorbuscha (pink salmon), 4733 nucleotides. RefSeq names its product GLE1 RNA export mediator (gene gle1). Gene Ontology annotation, cellular component: nuclear pore cytoplasmic filaments; nuclear pore; cytoplasm. Gene Ontology annotation, biological process: poly(A)+ mRNA export from nucleus; regulation of translational initiation; regulation of translational termination. The coding region runs from base 1697 to 3922 and encodes 741 amino acids. The transcript has 23 exons. Gene Ontology annotation, molecular function: inositol hexakisphosphate binding; translation initiation factor binding; phospholipid binding. NCBI's taxonomy places the organism in Eukaryota, Metazoa, Chordata, Actinopteri, Salmoniformes, Salmonidae. The record is from RefSeq and is a predicted model, not a curated record.
CCCUACUAGUGCAAAUUAUGUUGUGUAGUGUGCUCCAACUCUAGAUUAAGUUAUUGGUUGAAAACGCGUGUACACUUGAAGAGAAGAGCUGCACUGAAAAGACGCCACAGGUUAGUAAACGUUUAGUCAAUAGAGUUAUAAACAAACACGGAUUCAACCUUUGAAAUAAAGUGGGCCUAUAACAGUUAAGCCAUGACUGCCAAUCAAAGAGGUGUACAACAUCAAAGGGAAUAUUGGGCAGCUCUGUGCCAUGGUCCCCUGGGUGCUGGACCCAGGAAGAACCUCCACUGGGAUGACACAAGUGGGAGGUCCUGCAAGUAAAUGAUUUGCUCCUCACAGAUACAUUUUCAUCCAGUGCAAUGGACAUAGCUUACAUUUCACAUUUAUUAACAUACAUUAUUGCUCACUAUUCCCAAAGAUAUAUCACGCACGAUAUCAUUAGAUAUACUACCAAUAUUGAUUUUCAUGACUCUCAGGGGCCUUCAUACUGUCUGGAGCAGUUGACUGACCUGUCUCAUGAGGAUGAACAAGAGCAGAGGAUGCAUGGCCAGUGUAACAAAUAUAGAAAAAGAUUGGUAGACUCAUGAUGAAUGUUUGAUCUCUGAAGAAUGAGGUAUGUCAGUUGAUAAUAUAUAGUGUGUACAAUUCAAUGUUUGCCCCUUACACAACAAACCCUGGAAGAGGCUAUCCCACUAUCACAACUUACAGAGCAAAGUUCUCACUUGCAAUCAGCAAUAUCUAGUACCCUCUUGUUUGUUGCAUAAAUGUGUCAUAUAAACAAAGAAACUGGGCGUGUGUGUGUGUUUCUGUCUGCUGGCGCACCAGUCUGAGUAUCUGAGUGCAUGCCAGCAUGUCAUUGACGAGCAGGAGGAGGAUCUGCUGGAUUCCACCAAAGACCUGGUCCUUGGAAAAUGAGAGAACAUCUUCCUCCAACACUCCCAAAGGCUGAGUCGGGGACUCUACAUGGGGAAAGAGACAUGCCACUGAGGAAGCUGGUAGAAGCAGAGAUUGAUGGGGUGGCAGUAGCCACACAGUUGACAGCCCUGAAUGAGGCUGAAAAAGCCAGGUGACCAAGAUGGCUGCACAGAUCCACACUGUGGUGGAGAAAGGUCGUGCUGAGACGGUUGGGCUCCUGAUCCGGCCGCACCGCUUCACCUCUGACAACUCCGUCAACAAACUAGAGAACCAGAGACAGAAGAGUAGAACCUGACACAGCCCCAGUCUGAAGCGCAGCAGCUGAAGAGUUCAGUCAAGAAGCUAGAGAGACAGGUGGAAAACUAUAAGAGCAAGGUUCAGAGGGCCCGCUUAGAGUCAGAGGACUACUGCUUAAAGCUGGAGAUCUCAGAGACGAAUCACAGCACCCAGAAACAGCUUGAGGAGUAGGUCCGGGAGUGCAGCAUCCUCUCCAAGCAGCUGGAGCAGCCCCUCAAGGCCAGACAGAGACAGUGUCAACUUGAUCAUUUUGGUUGGACUUCUUCAACUUUUAUGUGGAUCAGAACCUACAGCGGGCUUUAUUCAAAGAGGUUCAGCCAGGCCAGGGCUCUGGACCUGGAGAGUCAGUUGGGACUCAGUAGGACAGAGUUCAGUCAGUUACGCAGAAGCAAAGAGGAUAUGGAAUGAAUAUUCUGGAAUCAGUUGAGGAACCUGAAGGAGAGACUGGAACAAUCUGACUCCACAAACCGCAGCCUGCAGGAUUAUGUUCAGUUUCUCAAAGCUUCAUACAUGUUUGUCGUGUGUUUAUUUACACGCCAAAAUGCCUGCUGAAAGUUUACGAUGGGAUACAUUGGAGGCCUUGAAAAACUCACCAAAGGGAAGACUGAAAUACAACCCAGACUGGCUCGAAAAGGGGGAGGAUAUUUUGUCAGGUUGUAAUGAAGCUCCUAGCUUGUCCCCACUCUCUGGGCUCAUCUUGAAGAGGCUUAACAUGAGCCCUCGAGCGCUUCAGAAGACCUGCUCAUUGGGCUCUGCUUCCACUGACCCAAGCACAGGCCUGUCUGAGGAGGCCCCAGUCUCCUCAACCAGCCCCUUCCCUUCAGCCAAUGCUCAGCCCACUCCCCUCUCUUCUCCACUACUGGUCCCCAGGUUGAAGAAAGUCACAGAGCAGAUUGUUGGUGAUGAGGACAGUGCCCCAGAUGCCAGCAAAAAUCUCAGUCCAGUCACCAACCCCAUUCCUUCUCCCACCAUCUCACUGCUGUCUCCCAGGGCAACUCAAAUGGAAGGAUGUAUACGCAUUUGUGAGGAGAAACAUCGUGCCAAAGCUAAGAUGGAGCUGAGUCUGAGGCAGGAGCUGCAGGAGAAGCUGGUGGCCUCAGUUGCGAGUCGUGAGUCGGAGCAGCUCAAACGCUUUGAGGAGUUGAUGGAGCUGAAGCAGAGACAGGAGGACCAGAGUAUGAGGGACAUGAUGGAAAGAGAAACACAAGAAAGCAUUGGGCGCCAAGAAAAGUUGAAAGAAGAGCACAAGAACAGAAUAAAGAUCCUGAACCUGCGCCUGCGGGAAGCGGAGCAACAGCGUUUGCGGGAGGCGGAAUUUGAGAGGCAGAGACAGGUGGAGGGUAGGGAGAGACUGCGUGCUCUCAAUGCCAUCCAGGAAGAGAUACUUCAACUCAAUCAGCUCCUGGAGCUGGCCGCACCCACCCAGUCAGGCCCCUCCCCUGAUCUCACAUCCUAUAGCACCCGUGCCAACCAGCUAUGCUCCCAGGUGUCAGAGGUGGUGCGCAUGACAGCGGAGGGGGAGUUCCCCAGUGUGGAGGACAUGACUGUGGCAGAGCGGGCACUGCAUGAGAUGAGGUCACUCAUCCGGGUGAUGCAAGAGGCGGCUGCCCAGGCCCAGGAGAAGAGGAAGAAGCAGCAGGAGGAGGAAGAGGAACGCAGGAAGAUGGCAAUGCUGCAGGCCCAGCAGGAAGAGCAGAAGAAGAGUGCAGCUCUGUCAGCCAAAGAGAAGGCACGGAAAAAGGGCCUGCAGACCAAAGCUGAGCAGAGCACCCUGAAGUGGUACCAAGAGCUGCAGGACUCUGCUAACCAGUGUGCACAGUCCUUUGAAGGCUUGAACAACACUAAGGAUAUUCAGACAAAGAAACUAAGAAUGGAGCUCCAGAAGGCAGCCACAAUCCCUGUCAGCCAGAUCUCCAGUAUCUCAGGUUCCAAGCUCAGGGAAAUAUUUGACAAGAUUGACAAGCUGUUGUCUGGGAGAUCAGUGGUAUCCGGAGGGAAGUCUGUCUCCACCUCCCAGCAUCCCAACGGCCUGGACUUUGUCAGCUACAAACUGGCCGAGAAGUUUGUGAAACAAGGAGAGGAGGAGGUGGCGUCCCACCACGAGGCAGCCUUCCCCAUCGCUGUGGUGGCCUCUGGGGUGUGGGAGCUUCACCCCAAAGUCGGAGACUUCAUCCUCGCCCACCUUCAUAAGAAAUGCCCCUACGCCGUGCCCCACUACCCACCUAUGAAGGAUGGCACAUCUGUAGAGGAAUAUCAGAAAAUCUUAGGCUACCGUGUGGAAGAUGGAGGGGUGGAAGCUCAGGACAGCUUUUUGAAGAGGAUGUCAGGAAUGAUCCGCCUCUAUGCUGCUAUGAUACAGCUCAGAUGGCCUUAUGGCUCCAAGCAAGGGCCUGACCCACAUGGGCUGAACAACGGCUGGCGCUGGCUGGCUCAGAUGCUGAACAUGGAGCCCCUGGCAGACGUCACGGCAACACUCCUUUUUGACUUCCUAGAGGUCUGUGGCAACGCCCUGAUGAAGCAAUAUCAGGUUCAGUUUUGGAAGCUCAUUCUGCUCAUCCAAGAGGAGUACUUGCCAAGGAUUGAAGCUGUCACCAGCCAAGGCCAGGCGGGCUCAGUCACGAGGCUCAAGCAGUUCCUGGAGAGUUCAUUAAGAAGCAGGCAGAUCUCUCCCCCCAAAGGCCAGCUGAGCUCUCACUUCUGGAGAUCCUGAGUGGGGGAUGGAAGGAUGGGAAAGAAGGUUUUGGACAUGACGCAUCAGUUGGAUUCAAGGCUGCAUCACCCCAGUCCACAACUCAUAGAAUGCACUAGGUAGAGAAGCUCAGUCUUGAUGUGGAAGUUAUGUUUGCAAUGAUGCACUAUAUCCUGAUCAAUUUGCUUAAUAGUAUGUAUACUUAGUAUAGUUGGCUAAAACCAAAUUAUAACUGGCUUGUAUCGUGACUGCAACAUGAACCAUUUUAUCCAAUCUUCGUGCUAAUCCUACUACAUAGUCAUAUCUGUUGUUUUUCUCCUUACCCUUGAGAACAUUAUACUAAUAGGGUAGUUAUGUAGCUUCUUGCUGUACAGUUAAAGGCUUUUUCCCUGAUUCAGUGUAAUGUGAUUAGUUUGCUUUACCAAAUUCAUAUGGUAUUACUUAUUUUAAACUGAGGGAUUUCUUUCCCUUUUUGUUUCUUUGUAUUUAUCUUUUUUUGACUGCUUUUAGAUCUGAGUACUCAAUCAUGACGUCCCCUAUUCAAGUCAUUUUGUCAGGGUGGUCAUAAUGGAAUGGAAUCCACCAACAUGUUUAUAAUUUGUACAUUGACAUGUAAUUAGCUGUUUUUAUAUAGUGUGAGGUUUGCAUUUACCACUCUGUUAGUGCUGAGCUUGUACCAAACCGUUGAGGCUGCGUUCACAGGCAGCUCAAUCACAGAUCAUAAUUGGGAUGCCUGUCUAAAUGCAGUCUUAGAGUGAAAUGAAUAAUACAGGUGUAACUUGUAAAAUAAUGUACGGUGUUACGGAAUUAAAACCCUUUUUAUUUAACCUUU